AAACCCCAUUUCAUUGCUCCUGUUGUGCUGUGGUGCUGUGCAGCUGUGGAAAAACACGCAAGAUGGGAUUUUUAACGAUUCUUAAGAAGAUGAAACAGAAAGAAAAGGAAAUGCGAAUAUUGUUGCUCGGCCUCGACAAUGCCGGAAAAACCACCAUCCUGAAACGGUUCAAUGGUGAACCGAUUGACCAGAUAUCGCCCACGCUAGGAUUUAAUAUUAAAACACUGCACUACAACGACUAUGUGCUGAACAUGUGGGACGUAGGUGGGCAAAAAUCGUUGCGAUCGUACUGGCGUAAUUAUUUCGAGUGCACCGAUGGACUCAUCUGGGUCGUGGACAGUACCGACCGGAUGCGUAUGGAAUCGUGCCGCGAGGAACUUACGCUACUGCUGCAGGAAGAGCGACUCGCCGGUGCCACACUGCUUGUGCUAGCCAACAAACAAGAUCUGCCCGGAGCACUGACGGCGAACGAGAUCAAGGAGAUACUGCAGCUGGACAAAAUCGAAACACACCACUGGUCGAUACAGAGCGUAAGCGCCGUGACGGGUGGCAAACUGGUGGAAGCCAUCGAUUGGCUAGUGGAAGAUAUAUCGAAACGGAUUUUUACGCUGGACUAGUUGCUCGUUGCUAAACGCCGUUAAUUGAUUAGCAUCCACGGCAUUGUAAUGUUUAUUCGCUGUGAAAACUUAAUCGCGCGUGGCGCUAUUCCAGAUUCGAUUCUUUGUUUUAGCGUUCAUCUUAUCGCUGGCACUCAGUGGUGUUAAGUGGGCUGCAUCGACGAUGUUUCUGUGCGUGAUAAAACAAAUUAAAAUUGGCUAGUGGCAUUAGCAAUACGUGAGCAUUCAGUACAUUCGGGACUUACUUGAAAUCGUCGUAGUUUUUCGAGGUUAAUACCGCCCGCAACUUGGCAUCGUUCCGCACGGCAUACAGCACAUCUUCCCGAAUUUGUUCCAAACAGCGUACCUCUAGUGCGAUUAUAUCGUCACGAGUAAUUGUACCAUAACCAGCUGCGGAGAUGGCAAACAUUCUUCGCGUUUAAACAAAUGAGCGAAAAUAACACGAAAACCGUUGCCCAUGGCAACGACACCAUUGCAUAGCAGGGUUACUGCACUUUAGUAAUCAAUCAACUGACACACAAAUGCAAGGAUCUUUGUCAUAUGUAUUUAUAUAUCUUCAUAUGUUCUUACAAGCGAAAUAUACCGCACUAUCGAUGGUAAUUAUAAG
Anopheles moucheti is the source of this 1224-nucleotide messenger RNA. RefSeq names its product ADP-ribosylation factor-like protein 2 (gene Arl2). The record is from RefSeq and is a predicted model, not a curated record. The transcript has 2 exons. NCBI's taxonomy places the organism in Eukaryota, Metazoa, Arthropoda, Insecta, Diptera, Culicidae. Gene Ontology annotation, biological process: protein folding. The coding region runs from base 63 to 617 and encodes 184 amino acids. Gene Ontology annotation, cellular component: microtubule cytoskeleton; cytoplasm. Gene Ontology annotation, molecular function: GTPase activity; GTP binding.